AACACGGGUCAGUCUGGCCAGAGCCGCUGCGCAGGGGUACUUCUCUUCUCUCACUCUCCUUUUCAUUCAUCCCUCGUCUUGAAAGAGAUAUCGGCUAUUAAAGCUACGGCGGCUGCGUUAUGGCAAAAGUGUUUACAUCUUUUUCCCAGAAUGUGAGAUAUUUGACUCGUUCGUUGGAGCCAAGGUUGUUGGCGGCUGAUCUUGGGGGUCAACCCAGGUCGAAGGUCACGACCUGCCUCCUCAGCACAGGUCGUGUUGAUAGGACGAACACAGGCUAUCCACGACCAAGGUUAUCGCCGCAGGAGGUAUCUGCAAUUUUACGUCAAAAUGAAGGCAUGGUGCAGCUGAACAGUGGAGGGACAGGAUGGACAGAACAGGGCUACACAUCAUCAGGCUCUUAUUCCAUAGAUUCUGUUGAUUCCAAUCAACUGGCUUCCAACUCUCCCAUAGAAGAUAAAUUGGCAUCAGCAAGAUGCCUGCACACUACAGGAUAUCUCUUUGGUGUGUUUGAUGGUCAUGGAGGGCCAGAGUGCAGUCAGGUUGUGGCUAAAAGACUCUUUGACUAUGUGGCCGCUGCACUUCUCCCGCGCAAGGAGUUACGUCGAGUGGUGUCUGAGUGGGAAGCGGGUAAUCGCAUACCUCUCAUCCAGGUCUAUAAUGAUCCUUCUCAAUUUGUAUCUGAACUGCAUGAAAUUUACCAAGAUUCAUUUUUGAGAUAUUGCAUUUCCCUGCUCAGUGCAUUUGAUGAAGAUUUCAGUAUGGAGGAAGUAUUGAUUCAAGCAUUUGUUCAGCUUGAUAAUGACAUGGGGCGGGAGGUAAUAGAGAAUCAGCAAUCUGCAGUGUUGGAACCAUUAUUACGUGUUGCUCUUUCUGGCUCUGUUGCGUGUGUGGCUCACAUUGAUGGUCCACAUCUCCAUAUUGCUAAUACUGGAGACUGUGGAGCUGUUUUAGGGAUGCAGUCUCAAACCGCAGGUAGUGGCUGGCGAGCACUUCGUCUAACAAGAGAUCACAACUGGGAAAAUCCAGAUGAAAUUGAACGUGUGCUAUCUGAGCAUCCAGACUCAGAGUCUGAACAUGUAAUAGCAGAUCAACGACUCUUGGGUGUACUAAUGCCCUUCCGAGCAUUUGGUGAUUUCCGCUUUAAGUGGGACCUAGUAACACAGGCUGAAAUAAUUCAACGUUACUUAGGGCCUGAGCACUUGAUUCGUCACUGCAUAACUCCACCAUACCUGACAGUUACACCAGAAGUUACUUACCAUCGCCUUCGACCUCGUGAUAGAUUCCUUUUGAUGGGAUCUGAUGGAUUGUGGGAAUGCAUGAGUCCAUUAGACACUGUCACACUGGUGGGAGAGUACAUGUCGGGUCGGCAGACCUUGCAACCUGUACGUUUCCCAAGACAGGCAAUAACACUUAGGGAAGUUGCUAGUAUAUUGGAACAGAGACAGAAAGGCCUGAACCUGAAGCCUGUGGAUACUAAUGCUUCCACCCACUUAAUACGUCAUGCAUUGGGAGGCUCUGAUGCAGGCCUUGAUCAUGCCCGACUCUCUCAUUCGCUUACACUCCCACCGGAAGUGCGGCGUUUUUUCAGAGAUGAUAUAUCUAUUCAUGUAAUCUUCUUUGAUCCCAAUUUCUUAAGAGUUUGCCCAGUGGAAAUCUAGGAUGUAUGUAGGAUUUGUUAAGUAUUUUCAGAGAAGAAAUCCCAUUUAUACUUGAUGAAGUAUUAACUAACACCAUGAUAUUUUUUUGAGGGCAAAGUAUAUAGAAAAAGAUUUUGUCAUUGAGUCCUUUGUAAGAAUUUUUAGAUAAAGCAGAUUUUUUUUUUCUUUAAAAUAUGAGAAAAAUAUGUACAUAUUAGAUAAAAUAGAACAUACAGUAAAUAUUAUGUUAAAAGAUUUUUUUUAUUGAUAAUCAUUCUUGUUAACUUCUUUUCUGGAGUAUAUUAUAGAGACACUGAUAAAAAUAUUUGAAGUAAGGGAAGAAAUGAAUAUAAGUAAAAAAAUUCUUAUGCUCGAGAGAUGUAAUUGUCUGUGAUAUAUAUAUGUACAUAGCAGUUGUGGCUUGCCCUAUGGCAUGAAGUUAAAUUUUUUUUCGGUUUCCUGGUGCUCUUACUACUCAGUAGUUGAGGAAGAUAUGAGAUAUCCCUAUCUUUGAUAUACCAAAAUAAAAUAUUAACAGACCAUGUAUUUCUGACACAAGAGAUUACUUAAGUUCCCUUGCUUGUUUCAGUGUUAUUAUAUCCUGUAACAGUGACUAGUAAUCCAUUGUUAUACAUGGGUAUAAGCUAUUAUCUUUUUGCUUUUUUUCUCUUCAUAAAUUGCAUAGAGCCUUAGAGAAAUUUAAAUACUAUUAUUUUUGUUAGGAAAAUAAUUUGUAGUCAUUCUAAACCAAGGUAGAAAACAGUAGCACAAUUUAAGAACUGAAAUGGGGGGAUUUCUACUUUUGGUUUGAAAAUUGAGGUCAUAUUUAAUAAGCAUCCAGUAUGCUAAUGACAUUUGUAUUUUAAAUAUAAAGCCACUUUUGAUGGAACUAACUAUUUCCUAAUUCUAGUCUACAAUGCAAGCAUUCUUUGCCCUGAAUAGAAGUACUGAUUGAGAACUGAAGCCAGAACAAGAUCUGAGCCCUUUUUGUGGGAAUUUUCAUUUUAGCUACAACUUUUGUUUUUAUUUUAGUUUACUAUGAGAUAUUGAUAUUUGAUUAGAACAAUCUUGUUAUUUAGUUUUUUAGUUAUCUUGUAAGAAUUAAAAACAAAAAACAAAAAAACUAGAUUGCAUUUUUUCUGUUAAUGGCUACAAAUACUCUUCAGAAGUUUAAGCAGAUUUGGGAUUGUACAAAACAUUAAGGGCAUUUUUUUUUUUUUUUUUUUAAGUAGGAUUAUUUUUCCUUCAAAUAAUCAUAUUUCAGAUGGAAUGAA
Penaeus indicus is the source of this 2911-nucleotide messenger RNA. It is a transcript of the gene Pdp, whose product is annotated as pyruvate dehydrogenase [acetyl-transferring]-phosphatase 1, mitochondrial-like. The transcript is spliced from 3 exons. Lineage: Eukaryota; Metazoa; Arthropoda; Malacostraca; Decapoda; Penaeidae. Gene Ontology annotation, molecular function: [pyruvate dehydrogenase (acetyl-transferring)]-phosphatase activity; cation binding. Bases 120 to 1658 code for a protein of 512 amino acids. Gene Ontology annotation, biological process: protein dephosphorylation. The record is from RefSeq and is a predicted model, not a curated record. Gene Ontology annotation, cellular component: mitochondrion.